AUGUUUGUUUGUGCAUUUAACAAAACCAGAGAAAGACAGAGAAAAGAAAAGAACGAAAUGGGUAAGAUAGUUGAGAGGAAGAAGAAGAGGAAGGGAAGGCCUUCUCUUCUAGAUCUUCAGAAACGUACUCUCAGGGAAGAGCAGCAACAGAGCAGCAAACCAAACAACUUUACCCAAAAAAUUACAUCGAAUUACAGCUCUGCCGCUGCGAAUCCAAUUCGUCGAUCCACGCGGAGGAACCCGAAUCCAUCUCCGGAGAGAGUCGUGUCCGACGAUGAAGACGAUGAAUUGGGAGCUAAUCGGCGCGAGAAGAAGCUGAAGCUCGUGCUCAAGUUGCAGAAGUCUGAUCAGAAUUCGAAUUCUAACGCCUCCGAUUCCGACGAAAACGCUGCACGUAAUCACAAAAAGAGGAAGAUCAAUGCAAUCGGAGGUGGAUCUGGGAGUGGGGAUUCUGAAAAGAGAGAGAAGUCUAUUUCUGGUACGAACCCAACAAAUAACAAUCAAGGGGCUUUGUUAGAAUCUGGACCCUCAACGCCUUUACCUGAUAAAAAGCUUUUACUGUUCAUCCUUGAUAGGCUUCAAAAGAAGGACACUUAUGGCGUGUUUUCUGAGCCAGUGGACCCAAAAGAGCUUCCAGACUACCAUGAAGUCAUUGAGCGUCCCAUGGAUUUUUCAACUGUUAGAAAACAACUAUCUGAUGGAGCUUAUGCCAACUUGGAAGCAUUUGAGAAAGAUGUUUUCUUGAUAUGUUCCAAUGCAAUGCAGUAUAAUGCACCAGAUACCAUAUACUUUCGACAGGCACGAUCCAUACAAGAACUGGCAAUGAAGAAUUUUGAAAAUCUAAGGCAGGACAGUGAUGAUAAUGAACUAGAAACUAAAGUAAUAAGAAGAGGGAGACCACCAAACAAGUGGAAAAAGCCACCGGGGAGGCCCCCCUUGGAGCGUGCUCGUUGGGAGUUCCCCUCUGAUGCUACUCUUGCUACUGGGGCAGAAAACACUAUCAGGUCCAAUUAUGAUUUAAGAAAACAACCUCUUAUUGCAGACAAGUCUGGGUUUGCAGAAUCAUCUGGACGAUUUUACAGUUCUUGCAUUGACAUUCACAGUGGUUUGUUGGCUGAGAACAAAUUUGAGAGAAAUGAUGAAGUGGCAAUGUCAAGGGGUUAUUCCAUGAAGCAUGGUAAAAAACAAUUUGUACCUGAUGAGAACAGGCGCAACACAUACUUGCAAUUUCAUCCAUCAGCUGGUGGGCGGGAGCAAUCUGUGUUCACUACUUUCAAUAUCAAUAGGAAGCAGCUAAUGGCUGUAGGGCUUUAUUCGGAGCAUGGUUAUUCUAGAAGCCUUGCUCGUUUUGCUGCAAGCCUUGGACCUGUUGCUUGGCAAGUUGCUUCAAAAAAGAUAGAAAGGUGUUUGCCUGCAGAGAUUAAGUUCGGCCCUGGAUGGGUUGGAGAAAAUGAUGUCACACCGCUGAAGCCCAUAAUACUUCCUUCAACUCCUCAGAGUCUGCCGUCUUCUGUACGUCCCUUCUCCAUUGCUGAAAAUUCUUGUUCUGCUACCAAACCUACUAUGAUUGAAUCAAAAGGAGAUAAAUUAACAGAGAAACCUGAAGUGCAGAAUUAUUCAGAGAAGCAUGUACCUCCAACACUCGCACCCUUGGAUAGCCAUUUAAGAAAGACUGACCCUGCAUCUGCCAUCAACUCUUCAUCCCUCUUUGUUGCCAAUCGAUUGUCAUCAUCAGAGCCUUACACUGAAAAAUCAGAAGUGGUUGAUGGAUCAAACUCCCAUACUGGAUUUAACAGACUGAACAGCAGUGUGGGAACAAUCGAUACAAGGCCUCCCAUUCAGAUUCAUCAGAGCCCUUCAAUUCAUCCUGGAAUGAAUGGACUUAAUGGCACAUGUGGGUUUAACCUCCCAGCUCAGAUGGGGAAACUAAUUGAGGCUGCCAAGUCUGGUGAACUGAGUUUUCAGCCAUCUCAGAUGCUUGAUAGGGUCUCUAGAAUUAAUACUAACUUUGUCCAUCCAACGACUCCAAACAAGUUGAACUCAGAAGAUCCCAAGUUAGCAGAUAGUUCAAAGACAAUAAAUCAUGGCAGAUCAAUGCCAAAUUCAGAAAGCCAUGCAUCAAUAACAUCGACACCAGGGCAUCAUCGCCCAGCAUGGCAGGGGCUAUCACCUCAUCCAAAACCAGAUUCCGGUUUGUCACCACAACAAAAGUCAGAUUCAGUCCCACCUGACCUAAAUGUCAGGUUUCAUUCUCCAGGAUCCCCUAGUUCUAGCAGAGUAGAUUCAAAGCAGCCAGAUUUAGCAUUGCAGCUGUGAUAAUAAUUAAUUUUUUUACUCCUCAAUUUAAUUAGGUUAACCACAGAAUGGUGUUAUUGCUGGAAUGCUGAUUAGAGCCACACCCAACUGUAUUCUAAAAGAAGAGUAGAUUAUUAUUCUUGUACAGAUUAAUGUAUCCUAAUUUAUAGGUCUAGAAGCAAAAAUGAUCUCAUUCAUAAUAUUGUAAACCAUUAAUAUGAUGUAGUUCAGAAUUCAUUUUCAGAUGAUGUUAAGAUGUUUAUAUCAUUUUCAUAUUCAGAUUUCAAAACUGUUGUUAGAA
This is a messenger RNA of Mangifera indica (mango), 2596 nucleotides long. RefSeq lists its product as uncharacterized. The record is from RefSeq and is a predicted model, not a curated record. Gene Ontology annotation, molecular function: protein binding. NCBI's taxonomy places the organism in Eukaryota, Viridiplantae, Streptophyta, Magnoliopsida, Sapindales, Anacardiaceae. The coding region runs from base 1 to 2316 and encodes 771 amino acids. The transcript is spliced from 9 exons.